Molecule: messenger RNA, 1197 nt
Organism: Protobothrops mucrosquamatus (brown spotted pit viper)
Lineage: Eukaryota; Metazoa; Chordata; Lepidosauria; Squamata; Viperidae
Product: zinc finger protein 239-like
Exons: 1
Coding region: 23-1147 (374 amino acids)
Biological process (GO): regulation of transcription by RNA polymerase II
Molecular function (GO): DNA-binding transcription factor activity; RNA polymerase II cis-regulatory region sequence-specific DNA binding
Source: RefSeq, a predicted model, not a curated record
UAUCUCCUUAAGAAUAUCAGAGAUGGAAAAGCUGCAAAGAUGUGCUUAUUUAGGGGAAACCACAGAUUUCAAAUCAGAGCUGAUUAUGGAUGAGAGCAUCCAUAUUGGAGAAAACCCAUACAAAUUAUCCGAAUGUGGCGAAAGUUUUGAUCAGAACAGCUCCCUUGUGGUUGAUGGAAGGACCCACUCAGGAAAAAACUCCUACAAGUUUUCUCAAUGUGAUAAAAGCUUUGGCAUGCAUGGUGACUUGGUAAUACAUCAAAGGACUCACAACAGGGAGAAACUGUAUAACUGUCCAGAUUGUGGGAAGAGUUUCAUUGGAAAUUCCCACCUUAUGAGACACCUGAGGACUCACACAGGAGAGAAACCCUUUGAAUGUCCUGAUUGUGGGAAAAGUUUCAGUCAGAAUUCCACCCUGGUGAAACACCAGAGGACUCACACAGGAGAGAAACUCUUUGACUGUCUUGAUUGUGGGAAAAGUUUCAGUCAGAAUUUCAACCUGGUGAUACACCAGAGGACUCACACAGGAGAGAAACCCUUUGAAUGUCCUGAUUGUGGGAAAAGUUUCAGUCAGAAUUCCAACCUGGUGAUACACCAGAGGACUCACACAGGAGAGAAAUUGUAUGACUGUCCUGAUUGUGGGAAAAGUUUCAUUACAAAUUCCCAUCUGGUGAUACACCAGAGGACUCACACAGGAGAGAAACCCUUUGAAUGUCCUAUUUGUGGGAAAGGUUUCAGUCAAAAUUACAGCCUGGUGAUACACCAGAGGACCCACACAGGAGAGAAACCCUUUGAAUGUCCUAUUUGUGGGAAAAGUUUCAGUCAGAAUUCCCACCUGGUGAUACACCAGAGGACUCACACAGGAGAGAAACCAUAUGAGUGUCCAGAGUGUGGGAAAAGUUUCAGUCGGAAUUCCACCCUGGUGAUACACCAGAGGACACAUACAGGAGAGAAACCGUAUGAAUGUCCGGAGUGUGGAAAAGAUUUCAGUAGUAGGUCUAGUCUUCUAAGUCAUGUAGCUUUACACACAGGGGAGAAACCUUUCAGAUGUCCGGUGUGUGGACGGUACUUCAUGCGUAAAUCAUCUCUUAUUGCACACAAGGAAAUCCACACAAGGCAAAAGUUGAUGAGUUUAGAGAAGACUUGAAUUUAAUUUCUGAUCUCUCAUUGAGAAUGUAGGUGAGAAAUUGACUACAG